CUGCGACACAGUCCGUCACACAUGUGGGGAAACCAUGGCUAAUAGAGAUGUGUGGAGCGUGUUGGAGGACUGUAUUAAGACUAUAAAUGCAAACACAGAAAAGCCAGAGAACUUUUUGAGCCUGCAAGAUGGAGCAGCGGCAGAAUUUACCUCUCUCACUAAGACCUUGUACGACCUCCACAAAGACCAGGAGCCUUCAGAUUAUAAAGGCAGCCCAUUGGCUCAUCUGGUGGUGGAAAACUUUGAUGAAGAACAGAUAUGGCAGGAAUUGGAGCUCCAGAACAAUGCAGUACUGAAACACUUUCAAAAUGCCACUGAGGAGGUUUUGUCUGAUGAGACAUUAACGUUGCUGGCGGCGGAGGAUGAGAGUAAUGGUGAGGAAGAAUUAGAGACUGGUGAUGAAAAUGAUGAGGAGGAGGAAGACGAACCACCCAGGCAGUCAAAGAAAAUGGCCAUAGAGGCUGAGGACAGAGCAGAGGAUGAUACAGAGGAGGACUCUGAUUUAGAUUUUGAUGUGGAUGCUCUGGAGAAGCGGGAGAAACACAGGCGGGAAAAGAGUGUCUCAAAAACGAAGGUGGUUCCCUCUGAGGUUGAUGAUAAAUUCUUCAAACUGUCAGAGAUGGAGUCCUUUCUUGACGAUAUGGACAAGCGAGAAGGAAAAGAGGAUGAAAACAAAGAGGACGUUGACUAUUUUCAAGACCUGCCGUCUGAUGAGGAUGAUGAUCUUGACCUAGAUCAAAUAAUUUCUAAUAAAAAGCCAAAGAAAAACACUGCAAAAAGCUCCAGGGAUCUUAAGUACAAGGACUUCUUUGAUGCUGUGGACAGUGAACCAGCUAACACAGAUGAGCAGUCAGAUGGUGAGGAUGACAGCAUGGAUGAUAGCCAGGAAGAAGAUGAAGAAGAAAUAGGUGGCGAUGAUGCUGAUGACGGUGAAGAGGAGGGCGAUGAUGAGGAUGAAGAACCAAGUCAGUCCAAAGCAUCUCAUAAGAAAGUGACCUUUGACCUCUCUGAGGAUGAGGACAGUGAAGGAGAGGACAUGGAGGACAUCUUUGGAGGGAAAAAAACAAGCUCAACAAAGUCUGAAUCAAAGUCGUCUUUUGAGAGACGGCAAGAAAAGAUGUCAGAGAAGAUCGAGGAGCUGGAGAAAGCAGCUCUGGCAGAGAGGCCAUGGCAGCUGUCUGGUGAGGUCACGGCACAGACUCGUCCUGAGAACAGCAUGUUGGAAGAAGAUGUGGAAUUUGAGCAGGCAUCAAGGAUGGCUCCCACUGUGACAGAAGAAACAACGCUACAGCUUGAAGAUAUCAUCAAACAGAGAAUUAAAGACCAGGCUUUUGAUGAUGUGGUCCGAAAGGAAAAGCCCAAAGAGGAGGUGUUUGAGUACAAGAAGAGGCUGACGUUGGACCAUGAGAAGAGCAAGCAGAGUCUGGCAGAAAUCUAUGAACAAGAAUACCUCAAGCAGACUCAGCAAAAGACAGAAGAAGUUGAGAACCCAGCUCAUGUAGAAAUUCAAAAGCUUAUGGACACACUCUUCCUGAAGCUGGAUGCUCUGUCCAAUUUCCACUUCACACCUAAACCACCUGUGCCCGAGGUCAAAGUGAUGUCUAACUUGCCGUCCAUUACAAUGGAGGAGGUGGCUCCAGUCAGUGCUAGCGACGCUACACUCCUUGCACCAGAGGAAGUCAAGGAGAAGAACAAAGCAGGAGAUAUUCUGGGAGCUACUGAGAAGACGUCAACAGACAGGAAGCGUGAGAGACGUCACAAGAAGCAGGUGAAGCGUCUGAAGAUUAAGGAGAAAGAAAAGAGACUGAAGCUUAAAGAGGCCAGUAGAGCUGGGGAAAAUAAACCAUCAAAGGCUGAAGUGACAGAAAACCUGAAGAAACUCACAAAAGGAGGCAAAGCCACGAUACUCAAGGAUGAAGGAAAGGACAAAGCUCUGCGGUCCUCUCAAGCUUUCUUCUCUGAGUUGCAGGACCAAGUCAAAAGUCAGAUCAAAAAUGCGAAGGACCCUUCUUCUAAGAAGAAAAAACACAAAGAGGUUUCUGUCAGCAAACUCAAGUUGUGAAGACUGUCAUGUUGAUGUGGUAAUCAUUUAUUUUUAUUGUACAGAUUUCCAGGAGGAGAAAACUCCUCUAUGAAAACAUCUGAACUUUUUGUAAAGUGUUUCCAUUUUCAUUCACAAUAAUCUAACUACACCCAGAUGUUUUUGGCAAUGUGUAGAAUUUUUUCACCUGUGAUAAUAAAUCCUUAGCCAAGUAAAA
Molecule: messenger RNA, 2258 nt
Organism: Cheilinus undulatus (humphead wrasse)
Lineage: Eukaryota; Metazoa; Chordata; Actinopteri; Labriformes; Labridae
Gene: mphosph10
Product: M-phase phosphoprotein 10 (U3 small nucleolar ribonucleoprotein)
Exons: 11
Coding region: 35-2062 (675 amino acids)
Biological process (GO): rRNA processing
Cellular component (GO): Mpp10 complex; sno(s)RNA-containing ribonucleoprotein complex; nucleus
Source: RefSeq, a predicted model, not a curated record